Messenger RNA from Talaromyces amestolkiae, 1989 nucleotides. RefSeq lists its product as uncharacterized. The record is from RefSeq and is a predicted model, not a curated record. Bases 1 to 1989 code for a protein of 662 amino acids. The transcript has 6 exons. Lineage: Eukaryota; Fungi; Ascomycota; Eurotiomycetes; Eurotiales; Trichocomaceae.
AUGACUACUUCAGUACCUCUUACUCUUGGAUACGGCGAUAUCCAUCCCUUCGCAAAAGUACAAAUUUCUGACCAUGAGUCCGUACAACAACUCUUACGAACACUUCUCGAUCCUCUUCAACCUUUCUUCUCUCCUGCCAAGGCCAGAGUGCGUGUGCCUGGUGGUACUGGAGUGAGAUUUGAUCAAACAGCCGCCGAAGUCGAGGGUCUUUGUCGGCCUCUCUGGGGUCUAGCAUUUCUUUUAGCAGGUGGAGGAAGCUACGCAUACACGGAUGCAUGGAUUGAAGGCAUCAAGGCUGGGACAGAUCCUGAAAGUCCAGAAUACUGGGGUAGUCCCCGCGACAACGACCAAAGAAUGGUCGAAAUGUGUCCUCUUGGGGUGGCAUUUGCGAUUGCGCCGCAAUUUUGGCAGAACCUUUCGGAGAAAGAGAGGGGAAAUGUUGAACAGUGGUUGGGGAACUCAAUCAACACCAAAGAAAUGCCAAACACGAAUUGGCUCUGGUUCAGAGUUUUUGCCAAUUUGGGAUUGAAGUUGAACAAUGGCAAAUACUCAGAAGAAAGGUUGCAGCAGGAUAUCAAGCAUCUUGAAAGCUUCUAUCGUGGCGGGGGCUGGUCUAAUGAUGGCCCGGAGGGGAUUCAUCAAAUGGAUUACUACUCUUCUAGCUUCGCAAUUCAGUUCCUUCAGCUCAUAUAUGCCAAGUUGGCAGAAGCGGAGGAUCCGGAGAGAGCCCAAGAGUUUAAAGAACGUGCACGCCUUCUAACGCUUGAUUUAAUCCACUAUUUCGACGAACAAGGUCGUGCCAUUCCCUUCGGUCGAAGCAUGAUCUACCGGUUUGCGGUAGUAAGCUUUUGGGGUGCCCUGGCAUAUGCAGAUGUUGAGCUUCCUGCCCCUUUAACGUGGGGAAUUGUGAAGGGCAUUGUGCUCCGGCAUUUUCGAUGGUGGCAGACCCAGUCCCAAAUAUGGUCGUCCACUGGUACACUUACAAUUGGGUACUCCUAUCCCAAUAUGUAUAUGGCUGAAAGUUACAAUAGCCCCGGAAGCCCGUACUGGGCAUGUGUUGCAUUUAUCUGCCUAGCUGUGCCGCAAAGCCAUCCCUUUUGGACGUCUGAGGAGAUGCCCCUUCCAAAAUCCCUGCCUGGAGUAAAGGCGAUCAAACAGCCAAAGCAUAUCAUCAGCUCUCUAGGAGGCCACCACUUUCUUCUAUCAUCUGGCCAGGCAUGCGGAUACCCAAUGAAAGGUACACACGCAAAGUAUGGCGCCUUCGCGUACAGUAGCGCCUUUGGAUAUUCCGUAUCUCCAGGACAUUAUACGCUUGGGCAGUAUGCUCUGGCAUCUCAGCUCGGAUUCUCUGACGACGGUGGCGAAUUUUGGAAAGCCCGUCGAUUGAGUCAGUAUUCUGCUCUGGAAGAAAGGGACGGACUGCCUGUCCUUGUUUCAAUUUGGAAGCCGUUCCCAGACGUUGAAGUCAAGACUAUUCUGGUACCCCCGACGGAGGCGACACCAAACUGGCAUCUCCGAAUCCAUCGUAUCGAAGCUGGUCGAGAUGUUAUGACGGCAGAUGGUUCUUUUGCGAUUGCCAACACUCGGGCCCUUGACGGAAGGCACCUAGACUCUUAUAAUGCGAACAUUUCGGAGGGUACAUUCCCGCGAUAUCUCAACAACUACGACGCCCGUACGCAAGAUGGCUAUUCGGGGGGCGACCAAGGCGCAUUUGUAGUAUCAAUAGGAGCAGUUGGGAUUCGUGCUUUGGAACCAAAUUCGCAACGGAGAGCCACGCUUGUAGAGGCCGAUGCAAACUCGAACGUGAUGGAAAGCAGAACAGUUAUUCCAACCUUGGAGCUUAAUAUUCCGAAAGGUCAAACGGUGUCAUUUAUCUCGGCCGUUUAUGCAAGACCAGCAGGUCGUAGCCUACUCAAAGAAGAUUACCUACGUGGAUGGGAUAGUCCUCCUGAGAUCCCAAAAUGGGUUCUGACAGAGAUGGUGACAUGA